This is a messenger RNA of Bicyclus anynana (squinting bush brown), 1391 nucleotides long. RefSeq lists its product as uncharacterized. The record is from RefSeq and is a predicted model, not a curated record. Bases 519 to 1340 code for a protein of 273 amino acids. The transcript has 6 exons. Lineage: Eukaryota; Metazoa; Arthropoda; Insecta; Lepidoptera; Nymphalidae.
AUGUUAUUUCAGCCCCUUUCGGGGUUAAGGCCUUGUAGGUGCUAAGUAGGUACAGGUCCCCCACGUGGGCUGAGAUUGCUCGCUAUACUGCUCUGGGGCGGUAUCAUAACUAAUGUUGUGCCCCGGGCGGUGCCAAUUGCGGUAAGACGUUCAUCUCGUAGUUAAUAGUGAUCGUUCGUCUGCGGAAAUUUCCAUUUUUGGCCACGGCGCGAGCGAAGAUCGAUUAGUGGCUCUCCAACCUAUAUUGUUUUAUUACUCACCGAAUAAACUAAAGUUAUACCCACGAGUUCUUAGAAGUUUUCCACUUUCUCAAUAUUUUCUUUCAUCCGAUAAUUUUAUUAGUUACGCACGUAAUAACUAUUUACUGUUUUAGAUUAAAGUAUGAAAUUGCAUGUUCCAUUCGACUUGUAAAGAGUGUACAACAUGGUUAUUUAAAUAUCAAUAAAUAAGAUCGAUUUCAAUAUAAAAGCAUUCGUUACGAUGAAUAUGACUUCUAAAUCGAACAUUUUUGAACAACCAUGGCUGGAUGUAGGGAUUAUUUAGUUGGAAUAUUAAUAUGUUGCUUAAUUGGUGCAAAAGCGGAACUAGAUAUAAACGAUCUCUUGAGUGGAAACGAAAUCGAUCUCGGCCCUAACGACUUUACGGUGAACAUUGGUUCGCUACCACAAAGCAAGCCGCAAAUGACCGCGGACGACGCCAAGGCCAGCUACAACGUUCGCAAGCUGCUGGAAGAUCUGCGGGACUCGUCUUCAACUGGAUUAUACGGAAUUCCACCUUUAGACCCAUAUACACACAGUAAAUUUCCGACACUCCCUAUCAGUGUACCUUACGUGAGUGGUACAGUUGAUGUUACGGAUGUGAAGCUUACUGGUCUUAGUGGUAUCAAAAUAGCGGUGCUAGAGGUUCACCUGGACUCUGUCAGAGCAGACUUGACCUUCACUGUGCCAUUGUUAAAAGGAGAAGUCAAUUUUAAUGCAGAGCUGCUACUGGGUGGCUUGUUUUCAAUGAGUAUAGAAGGAACAUUAAGAGCAGAACUAAAAAAUAUAAUGGUUGAAUGUUCAAUUGGUGGACACUUGAAUACAUCUAGUUCUGAACCAUUUUAUACGUUGUCGGCAUUGCAAGCACAUUAUCAUGCCGACCACAUGAAGGUUAGCAUUGAAGGCCUGGAUAUUGAUGAGGAUAUUGUGGAGGCAAUAGAGUCCUAUAAAUCAAAUAUCAAUUUAGGAGACCUAACAAAGACAGUCGACAGUUACGUGAGCAACCAGGUUCUGAGUCAAAUAAAUGAAAUUAUUCAAAAGUUUUCUGCUGAGCAAGUGAAAACAUAUUUGCUCGAUAUUUAAUUUAAAUAUACCUAAUUUUAAUUUACAAUAAAAACUUCAUCCUAUGUCAAU